UUUAAAUAAAGCCAUGAAACGACCCAAAAUACAUAUAAAUAUGUAUAAAUUAAAAAGACAGAAUGGACAGUGGCAUCCACCAUCGCCAAUGUCAUCGACAACUUAGCCCCCUAACGUCCUCACACCAUGAUUUACGAGGGGUUGAAGAGCUGUGCAUACUUUCGCCUUGUGCAAAAGUAUGCAUGGCUCGGUGAGCAACUCCUGCAACUCUGUGGGGACAUACUUCCUCAAACACAGAAACACAUUGUAAAGUCUCUCACCCAGACACAAAAAACGACGCCAUCAUCUAUUGUGACAUCGCCCAAGAUAUCAUCAAGACAGAUUUAGCGUCCCACCCAGUUUAUCAUAAUUCCUGAGAAAGAGGGUUCAGGUUAAGUAUGAUGCCACCUGGAUCUUUCAAAUGAUAACCCUAAACCCAGCUAUGAGUUCCUCUCAAAGCUGAAUGAUGAUUUAUGUGUAAUGUUGUUCUGUAACGCCGUUUUUCAUCUUUUGUUAAAGGAAUCGCCUCAUUAAAUGUGAUUCAUUCUUAUCCUCCCAAUAGAGCCUUGUUAACCUAUGCAAGCCACAUUCAUGUUCAUGUUGUUAUAUUUAUGCGCACGUUAAAGAGGUUUUACACAUUGUACUGUCCCAAUUCCACUGUCCUUGUUGUCCAAAAUGUCUACAGUAUCUUAUGAGCCAACCAGAAAACGAUGUUACUGCUGCUAUGCUGUGAUUUGUAAUUUGGAAUAUAACAGAGUGAAAUAUCCCCUUAAAGGUCAGGAAAGUAAAGUUAAUCUAUCUAUUUCUAGUCUUAUCUCAGUGAACAAAGACAAAACACUUCUGUAAUAGAGAGUCACGCAAUUAGAUAAUGUUGAUUAACUGGAAACGAGAAAUAUGUGCAAGCACGCUACAGCAAAGGAGAUUAUUAGGGCUAAAGUGGCUACAUCAGUCCCUUCUUCUAAAUCACCUGUGAAUUUUCAUUCUUUACUUUAUACUUGAUUUUGCCUUUGCAUCUUGCACUGCUUUAUAUUAAUUCAUCCAUUGUUUUUACAUUUUUAUUUUGGGUGUUUAUUAUCUGAUGUUCUUAGUCUUAUUCGGCUUUUUUUUUCCUUGUGCUGGCCUCUUUAUCCAUACAUUACUGUGCAUUUUAUACGCUGUAAAGCACUUUGUGACGUGCUGCGGAAAAUAUACUCUUUUAUUGUUAUAAUCAUAAAAUGGGCAGUCAUGUUAGGAUACCUGCCAGAGAACAUUUUGUUGACUUGCCUGUUAUCAAAAGGCAACUCGAGUCAAGUUUCAUCAGGGCUUGAUGGACAUGUCUCAACGGCAAACAUUUCCUAAUGCCUCUUUACAGUAGACAUGAGCUUUAACCUGAUGAUCACAAAACAUAACUUGGAAAAAUGAAAUCAGAUUCCACACUUUUUAUCAAUCAAAACCUGGGGCAGAAGAUGAUCUAUAAAGAUUAUAAUUUACCCUCUCUCUCACUCACACACACACACACACACACACACACACACACACACACCUUACGCUUAAUAUACAUAGACUGAUUACAGGCUUUGGAAUUUCUUAUGAUUAAUACAAAGUCCAAAAGUGUUGCGUUUUCAAUGAAUGUAUACAUUAUGAAAUUAUCUAAUUCAUGCAACUGUAGAACUGCUGAAUCUAUCUUUUAGAUUCAAGACAUUAUGAAAUCUUAUUUCAUCCCACUAUUUCAAAGUUGCAAAGUUCAGAGCGAGUCAUUUAGAGUCUGGUUUAAAUGCUUCUAUUCUGUUUAUCCUGACUGAAAAAAAGAUGCUGUGAUGAAUGCUGGCGAUCGAUCAUCAAAAAACAGUCACUGUGAAAAACAGUGUAAUGUUAAUAGCCUGGAAGUGCCAGUGUGUCAUAAUCGUUUGCCUGUAAAUCUUCCCUGGAAACUCAUGGAUAUUCAUUUAAUAACAAAUAUUAAAAAUGUCAUCAUUACAUUACUUUAUAAUACACGCUGUCUGCAUUUAAUGCAUAUUUACAGUAUAUCAUAAUGCUUAAUUCCCUGAUUUGGAUAUUUGUAUUUCAAAUCAAAGAGUUUCUGUUUCUGCUUUUACACUCCCUUUUUAAAAAAUAUUUAAGAUUAACUUUUAAUGUGCUUCGAUGUGUUUUUUUUUACCAUUAUGAAAGCACAAUUUAAUGUUGUUAGGAAAUAAUCUAUUUAAAUAAAGAUAAUCAUCAUCGAUAAAUUCUGUAACGAGCAAUCUCACUAUGUAUUUGUAUACUUUGUACACACCAAGAUGUUAUGAAGACCUCCUAACUGCCAGGCUGAACCUAUAAAAAUGAAUGUAAGAGGAUUCUUUUGGACACUGGUCCUCCCUCUUACAGGUAUGCUGAUGCAAGACCUGUCAUUCGCUAUCAUUCAUUCAGGUGCAUUCCAGGUGGAGUCUCUUAUCUAAGGGAGUAACUUCAAUGACACACACAACCUGAAAACACAAUGGAGGCGAUACCCGUAAUGCUCUUUGUUAUCCUGUGCUUGGGGGCUCACAGAUCAUCUUCGAAAAUUUUACAGCGACAGAAAAGGAACUGGAUCAUUGAUUCCUUUACUAUAAGUGAAGGUUAUAAAGGAAAUUUUCCAUACUCCCUUGGCACAAUUAACAUUGCGAAGGACCUCAGAGUUUUCAAGAUCGAAGGUCAAGGUGUUGAUAAGGAACCCACAGGCGUAUUAGCUAUCAAUGAAGACACAGGGGAGAUAAGUGUCAAACGCCCAGUGGACUAUGAACAAUUCAAAGUUUUGAAGGUAGUAUUUAAGGCCUAUGACAAAGAAAAACAUUUGAUAGACACACAGCUGGGAAUUGAGAUUAAGAUUCUCGACGUGAAUGACAACCCUCCCAAGUUUGACCGUAACAUCUACAAUGUCACUGUACAAGAGUCAGCAACACAAGGCUUUACACUGACAACUGUUAGGGCAACUGAUCCUGACACCUAUAAAAGAGAUGGAAAGUUUGACCUAAAAAUAAUCUCCGUCAGCCCUGAACCUCAUGAUCUGGAGUUCACCUUAGAACAAAUCAAGGAUACUGAAAUUGGAACCAUUUCAUUCAAAGGGUGUCUGGACCAUGAGAGGGCGGCGCAAUACACGAUUAUAGUGGAGGCCAAAGACCAAGGAGAAGAGCAACAGCUCUCCAGCUCCUGCACCGUCAUAAUAGACAUAGAAGAUGGCAAUAACCACCUCCCUGUGAUCAAGGGACAAACAGGUCCAGGGAGAGUGAAAGAAGGAGAGGAAAAUGUUCUUGUUUCACGUCUGCAAGUUUCAGAUGAGGACACCAUGGGUUCUGCAGCCUGGAGAGCAAAAUUUAAAAUCGAUGGAGACACAAGAAACAACUUCAGAAUCACAACUAAUGCUGAGACAAAUGAGGGGCUACUGUAUGUGGAAAAGUCUCUGGACUAUGAAGACGGUCCUCUGAAGAACGUGACUAUUAUUGUAGAGAACGAGAUCCCCUACCACUUAUGCAAAGUGGUGAGUCGCAGCUCUACUGGUUUGUGGAAAGUAGUCACUACCGGUGCAGCUGGUAUUGGUGCCGGUGUUGUUAAUGCUGGAGUUGCCGGUGGUAUGACUGGGACAGGGAUAACAGCUUUGUCCGUCCAACUGGUGACAGUGGCUGUGGACGAUGUCAACGAGGCACCGAUCUUCGACAAAUCUCGCAAAGGAGUUACGUUGGGAGAGAAUGUUGCAGCAGGACACUAUCUGGAGACAUUCACAGCUAGAGACCCUGACGUUGCCAGUGCAAAUACAUUUAUAUACAAAAUAGGAUAUGAUCCAGAGGGUUGGGUCCAACUGGACCCCGCAACAGGAAAAAUAACCACAAAAAACUCCUUGGACAGAGAGUCAAAAUAUGUGAAAAACAACAUGUAUAAUGUCACGAUACUUGCUAUUGAUGAUGGCAACCCUCAAAUGACAGGUACUGCAACCCUCAACAUCCACAUUACCGAUGAGAACGACAAUUCUCCAACCCUGAAUGUGAGCAUCAUUGACAUGUGCCAAUUGGAUGGACCCUUUAGAACAAACAUCAGUGCCUUUGACUUGGAUGAAGACCCCUACGGUGGACCUUUCAGGUUCAAACUCCUCGGAAACGAUGAGAGCAUGUGGAGGCUUGAACCCCUUGAUAGACAAGUGUACUCAGUCGGCCUGGUGAAAGAGAAGACAGUUCAUUCAGGGGAAUAUCAGUUGAUGCUCGAAGUAUCUGACCUUCAGUACAUUGCCGCGGUCCACAAUAUAACACUUACUGUGUGUGAGUGUUUAAACCCUGCAAUGCCAAACUGUCGCAACCGCAAACCUACGGGGUCGGCCGUGGGAGGAGGCAUGUUUGGGAUCAUUUCCUUUGCCUUACUACUGCUUGCAGGUGUGCUGCUUUUGGCUUUUCUGGUGUCAUGUAAGCCAAAGAUAGUAAAAUUUCCAGAGGAAAUAGAUGCUUCAGGUCAACUGAUGAAUGGUAAUACCGAAUUACCAGGAACUGACGUGAUCAUUAAAACUGCGGAACCAAACAAAACAAUGACUCAAGUUCCAGUUCUGAUUCCAAAUGGAAGAGGCAACAUGGCGGUGGAGAGAGACGCCCAUUCUGACAACAAAAUAUCCGAAAUGCAAUGGCGAAGAAACUAUUGGAAAUGGCAAAAUCAGACAUCACAAGACUGGGGGACGGGGACUGUUGUCGGGGGACAACAGUUUGUGCAGGGGAAUUUCUGGCGUUCGGUACUGAUAUUAUUAUCAUCAUUACUCUUAGACCUGAAUAUUACUGAGAAGUUUGAGAAAAGCUGCCAUUUCGGCACCGCAUUAACCACUGAAAUGUUUGAAUUUACAGUCAACAGGUACCUCAUCAACCAUGAGAACCACAGAUCAGAGCAGAAACUCAUUUAUGCGCAAGGUACUGCAAUCUACACUACUAUGAGCCCUUUUCCUAUGAAAGCCAUGAAAUAUUCUACAGAACAUGAAAUUGACGUUCACCGUGAAUUCCUGUCUCAAGCACUAAAUAUGAAGCUGCUUAAUCUUCAGACACUGGAACAGGAGCUGGGUGAUUAUGCUCCUCAUGUGUAUGCUGACGAGGAAGACACAGAGACCAGAACUACGCUUGAUGCCAUCUCCAUGACUGACUUCUCCUUUGACCUAGACUGGGAGCAGGACUUGGAUUUCAAGUUCAGUACUCUGGCCUCAAUCUGCAAGCCACGUGAAAGUGCCGCCUACAGUACAAAAACCUCCUAUGCAACAGAGAACCUUGAGACAGCCACUCUUCUCCAAACUGAAAGUCAAAAAACUACCAUGAACACGCUAUCACACAUCUAUCACACGAGGGAGUCAAGUUAUCUUUCUGGAGACUCACAUCUUGUGAUACGAUCUUUCAGCAACGCUUGAAGGGUUAGUUUCUCUUCUCUAGAUUCUGUGUCUGUCAACGAUGACAAGAAAUUUUUGUCUUAGUAAAUGUGACAGUUAGAACUUUGUUGACACCGGACACAUAGUACAGCUGUUCAUAAGUCGUUUUACACAAACCAUCAAAUGACGACUUUGUGAUGUAUGUACAUAUGUGUAUUCAAUUCUGGUUUGAGAAGUGUUUUUGUUUUGGUGCGUUUACAUUUAGUAUAUUUUCUAUUGUACACUCUAACUUUCUUGACUAAAAUUAUUUUGGGAUGUUGAGGCUUUCUUAUUUCAUACAAGUAAUAAUGGUGAUGGUUGAUAAGGAACUGGCUACUGAUCUUUCAUCACUAGACAGCAUUAAAAUGGUUUCAGUUAUGCACAGACAAGAAAAUAGUUUGAACAAUUGUAAUAACUAGACUAAACUGUGAAUAUCUCGAGCAUCUCUAUUGUGUUUGACUUUAUUAUGUCAAUUUUAGAUACAAAGAGUUAUAAAAGCACAGAGAGUAAGGCAACCUCAAUGGAAAAUUUGCUUUGGCCUCUGAUUUCAUCCAGAAGUCCAUAUCAACAAUAAAUGUGGUUACUAUCUUGAAACUGUAUUCCAUGGCAUGACAGACAGUGGCGAAUAGCUGUCGAGACUUGUGGCUGUGCAUCAGCACAAGACACAA
This is a messenger RNA of Acanthopagrus latus (yellowfin seabream), 6006 nucleotides long. It is a transcript of the gene cdh26.2, whose product is annotated as cadherin-13. Gene Ontology annotation, cellular component: adherens junction; plasma membrane; catenin complex. The transcript has 17 exons. NCBI's taxonomy places the organism in Eukaryota, Metazoa, Chordata, Actinopteri, Spariformes, Sparidae. Gene Ontology annotation, molecular function: calcium ion binding; cadherin binding. The coding region runs from base 2435 to 5341 and encodes 968 amino acids. The record is from RefSeq and is a predicted model, not a curated record. Gene Ontology annotation, biological process: homophilic cell-cell adhesion; calcium-dependent cell-cell adhesion; adherens junction organization.